AUUCCUGUGCUGACUUAGAGGCUCGAAAAGCAGCAUCUGUCCCCUUCCAGGCAUCAGUCACUGCACCCCUGCUCCCUCAAGCACCUGAUCUUGUACCUACUUAUUCUAAAGAAGAAAAGGACUUUCUCCAGGCAGAGGGAGGACAAGUGAUGGAGGAAGGAUGGACUCGGUUACCAGAUGGGAGAGUAGCUGUGCUGCAGCUGCUAGGAGCUACAGUUGUACUGGCUGUGCAUGAAACCACCCAUCUAGGUCAGGAAUCACUUGAAAAGUUGUUAGGCCGGUAUUUCUACAUCUUGCAUUUGUCAGCCCUUGCCAAAAUGGUGACACAGCGGUGUGUUACCUGCCCACAGCAUAAUGCGAGGCAAGGUCCAGCUGUUCUCCCUGGCAUACAAGCUUAUGGAGCAGCCCCCUUUGAAGAUCUCCAGGUGGACUUCACAGAGAUGCCAAAGUGUGGAGAUCCUAUUCCUAGAUUUGGACUGCCCUUAUGGAUCGGCUCAGAUAAUGGGCCGGCAUUGGUGGCUGACUCGGUACAGAAGACGGCAAAGGUAUUGGGGAUCACAUGGAAACUGCAUGCUGCCUACCGGACUCAGAGUUCCGGAAAGGUGGAGCAGAUGAAUCGGACUAUCAAAAAUAGUUUAGGGAAAGUAUGUCAGGAAACAGGAUUAAAAUGGAUACAGUCUCUCCCUAUGGUAUUAUUUAAAAUUAGAUGCACCCCUUCUAAAAGAACAGGAUAUUCCCCUUAUGAAAUAUUGUAUCAUAGGCCCCCUCCUAUAUUGUGGGGACUUCCAGGCACUCCCGAAGAGUUAGGUGAAAUUGAGUUACAGCGACAGCUACAGGCUUUAGGAAAAAUUACACAAACAAUCUCAGCCUGGGUAAAUGAGAGAUGCCGUUAGCUUAUUCUCCCCAGUUCAUCCUU
Molecule: messenger RNA, 916 nt
Organism: Pongo pygmaeus (Bornean orangutan)
Lineage: Eukaryota; Metazoa; Chordata; Mammalia; Primates; Hominidae
Exons: 2
Coding region: 150-893 (247 amino acids)
Biological process (GO): DNA integration
Molecular function (GO): nucleic acid binding
Source: RefSeq, a predicted model, not a curated record